UACAAGGGUCCAAUAUACCAAAAAUCCGGAUUGGAUCCGAUUGACAUGUAACUUUUCGGACUCAACAAGGGUCAGCCAUUACCGAACCUAACCAUCGAACUUUCGUUUUCCUCGUACUUCUUCUGUCUUCAAUUCACACCUUGUUAACUGUUUAGUGUUUUUCCAAUUAACUUCUUUUCUUCUUCUUCUUCUUCUUCUUCAUAACAACAACAAUGGAGGCGAAUGAGACCACACAGAGGAACACCCUUGUUGUAAGGAAACCAUGUUUUGGUCUUCCAACAGGUUGUCCUCAAUGUUUGUCUGCUUAUAUCUAUCUCAAACUGUCUCAAUGUUCAUUCCACUUGGAUUAUCAUCUUAACUACCCUGAUUCUGAUCAAAUUCCUUACUUUGAGGCUGGUGAUUCUGUGACAUAUAAUAAUGAGAAGGAAGGGAUCAUUGAUUGCUUGAAAAAGGAUGCUGGUGAUUUAGAUGUUGGGUUAUCUUCACUCCCGGAGUGGAUACCGAACAAGGUUAUGCUCACAACUUGGCUUGCUGAUGCACUCGAGUAUGAACUUUGGGUUGGAAGUGACCCUUCAUCUGCUUCUAGCAUCUAUUAUUCAGAUCUUUCAUGGCCUUUAGGAAAGGUCUUGUUUUGGAAGAAAGCAAACUGGGUGAAGCUGAAACACGAGAUAAGUAAAGACAAUGCAGAAGUCAAGGAAGAAGACAUUUAUGGAAGAGCAAACUCUGCAUAUGAUGCUUUGUCAACUUUGUUAGGGGAAGAUAACUACUUAUUUGAAAACAGGCCAUCAAGCUUGGAUGCUAUUUUUCUUGCACAUGCAUUAGUUGUUCUUCAAGCUUUUCCUGAAUCAUCAAUUUUGCGGACCAAUUUUUCAAAACAUGCUAAUUUAGUGAGAUAUGUGCAACAACGUAAGGAAGAACUUAUAGAAGCUGCUGGUACGUCUCCAUCUAAUGAUCCAUAUUUUGGUGCCGGUGCAUCAUCAUCGACUUCUGGAGGUCCUUCAACUUCAAGUUCAAAAUUCAAGAGAAAACCUAAAAAGGAGCAGCAAACAAAGGAGGAGAAGAAAUACAAAAGAAGGGCCAAAUAUUUUGUGGUAGCACAAGUAGUUGCAGUUGUUCUUUUUCUCAGUAUCAUGUCUGGAAUCAGUGAUGAUGGUGAAAUCGAGUUAGACGACGGUGAUUUAGAAUAUGGUUAUGAUGACUGAAAAUAAAAGCCUAGGCUGUUUUUGAUGAUCUGCAUUUUUUUUAAUAAUUGAGUUGAUUUAAGGAGAUUGAGCAUUGACUUGUUGUUUCAAGUAGUUGACUUACUUUUUUCUUGGAGUAUCAUGCAAUUUCUCAUCUGAGAGAACCUAUGUAUCUGUUAGCUUUGUACAUCUUAAUUCUUGGAAUGAUUUUUUAUUAUCUUGUAUGAGAAGUUUUAUCUAGGAAUGAUUUUUGUAAUAUGCUA
Molecule: messenger RNA, 1444 nt
Organism: Trifolium pratense (red clover)
Lineage: Eukaryota; Viridiplantae; Streptophyta; Magnoliopsida; Fabales; Fabaceae
Product: mitochondrial outer membrane import complex protein METAXIN-like
Exons: 6
Coding region: 213-1202 (329 amino acids)
Source: RefSeq, a predicted model, not a curated record